Molecule: messenger RNA, 930 nt
Organism: Rhizopus microsporus ATCC 52813
Lineage: Eukaryota; Fungi; Mucoromycota; Mucoromycetes; Mucorales; Rhizopodaceae
Exons: 4
Coding region: 1-930 (309 amino acids)
Biological process (GO): interstrand cross-link repair
Cellular component (GO): Fanconi anaemia nuclear complex
Source: RefSeq, a predicted model, not a curated record
AUGUCAAAGCAAUCUGAAGACGACUAUCAUGUGUCUGAAGAAAAGGAACAGUUAAAAGCAGAGAAUACUCUCAAAGAAGAGAACAUGGAAGAUAUUUCACCUUUGAUAAGCUCUGCUCAGUCACUUACAGAGUAUAAUUCUCAGUUGACCCCUGAAAGAAAAGCAGAGAUUUUACAGACAUUCUUGUUUCUAUCAAAGCCAACGUUUAAUCUGGUUGCAAAAUCUAUUGACUUUACAGCGUGGCCAGAAGAUGUUGUAUCUGACUUGUGUAAAGAAAUGCAAAGUGUGGAUUUGACGUCUAAUUCAGUACCUUUAUUGCUACUGAAAUCUGUAUUAUACCCAAAGAUUGCCAGUCUCAAAACUUCGGCGUCACGACUGUUAAUGAAUGGAAUAUUAUCACUCGCUAGAGAACAAGGAAAGUUGAUCAUUAAUGGCUUACUGUUACCUUUGCUAUUCCAAUCAGCAUUAGAACGCCCUCAGUUUGAGGUGAUUAAUAAGACAGCAAUGGAAUCAUUAAAACCAGCACAUAGACUUGUUCUUUUACAAGCUAUACUCUCAGAUGGUGAAAUGUAUUAUUCUAAUCAUGCUGACAACAGACAUUCGUUGAGACCAUGGAAUGAUACGAUUUAUCAAUUGAUUGGAAACGUACUGAGUUGCCAACCUUUACUGACACUAACAAAAGAAGCACUCGAUGAGAUUAUUCAAUCCGUACGAACUACAGUAGAUUUUAAUCCUAAGGAUAAAAAUUCUAUGCAGCUACUGUUGACCAUUACAAGCAAACAUGCUCAAGAAGUUGUUGAAUUUGAUUGUAUCGAGGCUAUAGAAAGCAUAUCAAACUCUAGUAAAAUGUUCUUGAAGCGUGCUGUUCUCGGUCAGAUUGCAGCAAUAAAGAAGAAUAUACAGUCUUUACAGAGUUCUAGAGCUACUUAA